Messenger RNA from Ahaetulla prasina, 2643 nucleotides. It is a transcript of the gene CALCOCO2, whose product is annotated as calcium binding and coiled-coil domain 2. Gene Ontology annotation, biological process: xenophagy; positive regulation of autophagosome maturation. NCBI's taxonomy places the organism in Eukaryota, Metazoa, Chordata, Lepidosauria, Squamata, Colubridae. The transcript is spliced from 13 exons. Gene Ontology annotation, cellular component: autophagosome; PML body. The record is from RefSeq and is a predicted model, not a curated record. Bases 147 to 1442 code for a protein of 431 amino acids.
UUUCGAUUUGAGCAGUUUUCAAUUCUGGGAGAUCUUCGCUUCUGCUAACCACCGGCAAAAAAGGACCUCCAGCUCAGUUUCUGCCUGUCACAGAGCUGUUAAGACAAGCCCAGGCUCAGAACAGUCUCUGCUGUUUGGACUUCAGUAUGGAGGAUAAAUUUUAUUCAUGUAACAAUUUGGAGGAACCACCUACUUCUGCUGUCAUGUCAGAAAACUGCAGUUUCUCUCAGGUCGUCUUUGUAGACGUAAAGAAAUUCUAUGCUCCUGAAAAAGAUGUAACUUGCUAUUAUAACAUUUCCCAGUCCUUCAUACCUAGCAAGAACGAUUGGGUGGGCAUAUUCAAAGUGGGAUGGAAGGCAACCCGUGAAUACUUCACAUUCAUUUGGGCCCCUGAGUUGAGUGAUUCUGAGAGCGGCUAUGCUGAACAACAGAAAGUGCUCUUUAAAGCCUACUAUCUGCCAAAGGAUGAUGAGUAUUAUCAGUUUUGCUAUGUGGAUCAAGAUGGGCAAAUCCAUGGGGCCAGUGUCCCCUUUCAAUUCCGUGAUGAGGCUAAGGAUGACAUACCAGUAGUUACUAAAGAGGGGGAAGGGGAGAAAAUAAAGCAGCAAAAUGAAACAUUGCUUCAAGAAAAUGACAACCUGAAGAAGAACCUAGCAAGUCUCCAGGAGAAGAACGUGCAUCUUCAAGAAGAACUUGUGGCAGCUAAGACUCUUCAAGAUAAAGUGAACACUUUAGAGGACAAGUGUGAGAAACUUGAAUCCCAAAAUAAAGAUCUGGAAAAGGAGAAGAAUGCCAUAAAGGAAGACCUGAUGCAGAUCAAAAUAGGGAAAGAAUCUGCAUUAUCUCAGAAAGAACAGCUGGAAAACCUUCUGAAAACCACCUUGCAUCAAAAAGAAGAAUUUCAAUUACAAGUGCACAUGCAACAGAAGGAGAUUGACAACCUGCAGGAUCGCAUUAAAGAUAAAGUAAUGGACCUGGAAGAAUUGAAGGGAGAGAAUUAUCAAUUAAAUGCUGCCUUGUUUAGACAGCAAAUGUUGAACAACCUCCAGGAAGAACAAACACUUACACUUCAAAUCCUGAAGAAGCAAAAAGAUGACCUAGAGCACGAAAAUCAGAAAUUAUGGCGAGAAAAUGAGAUGUUGAGGGCACGCCUCCCUGCAAUACGCAGUCCACCUCCUGGAUUCCUCCUAUCCCAGUCACCACCUAACUCUGAGCUUCUGUUUAGAAAUCCAUUUUCUGCACCACCAGAAAUGGACCCGGUCCCUCAGAAAAAGUGUCCCAUAUGCGAGGAAGUCUUCCCUAAUGACAUCGAGCAACAGCAAUAUUUGGAUCAUGUGCAAAAUCACAUUCUCGAAUGUCCAUUUUGCGAUUUAACCUUUCGCAGCUCUGAGAAGCAAGUGUACAAUGACCAUGUCUUUUGCCAUUGCUUAGACCAGGAUUAAGCCUGCUUGCAUCACCUAAGAUAUUACACUAAUGCCUUUUUUUCUUUCCUUUUCUCUCCUUUGUAUGAUCUGGCAGGGAUAGAUACUUAAUAUGCUAAAAUUGACAAAACAGACUGAAGUCUGUUGUUGGGCCUAAGGUACUGAUUACUUUAAGUUUCUUGUGAUACAUGUGUUAAAAUAAAUUUGAGUUUUUGCUUUCGAAGCAGAAUUUCCCAUAGCACAUGUGCUUUAGCACGAGUCUGAAAGUUUGGAAGACAAAACCUCUGGUGCCUCUGUAUGACCCAGAUUAGAUCCUACAACAUUAUCCUGGGUCACAUAUAUUCACCUUUAUUCAUGACUUCUAUAUCUAUAGUAAAGAAUAAAAUUUGCACUUUUGCUUGCGUUGCUUCUAUUUUAUGCCUGUUUAGAAAAGCAGCAAUUAUUCUUUCCAGUUAAAAAAAUGUUCCAUGUCUGUUGUCAGGGAGCUCGCUAUCAAUCAGAAAAUUAUCUGAAGACUGAACCCAAUUUUUUUUAAUAUUACUGAGAUUGAUAAAAGCACUGACAAGUUUUCACCAGUCUUGUCACUGUAUGGAAAGGAUUAAACAAAAAAGGCCCUUUUUACUAAAACAAAAUAGUAAUACUUUUUAGGGCUUUAGCAUAGAGUCAGUUUAUUGAAUCCUUCAGAUUGGACUGCAGUAUCAUACCUCCAGCAUUAAGGAGUUUCAACUAUCUUAUAAUUGCAUAUACACCGAGUGCUUCUGUACCAGAGACAAAUUCCUUGUUUGUCUAAUCACAUUUGGCCAAAUAAAGCAUUCAGUUUAAUUCAAUUUAGAUAAUUAAAUAAAUUUUGGUUUAUCUUUUUAAAGUACUUAUUACUUAUUGAAAAUAUAUCAAAUUCUUUUCAGAAUGGAGAUACACACCUGUGUAUCCAGUGAAUCCUAUAUAGUGAAUUCUAAAUAUCUACCCUGUACUAGUAAAUUUAGUUUUUGGCACUAAACUGAGACCAUUGUACUACUUAAUAUGUCAGAUAAUUAAGCAUACCAGAAAAAAACAGGAUUAGGGUAUUUUCCAGAAGAUACUCUGCUUGCACUCAGGAAGCAAUUAAAGAUCCUGUCUUAUCAGUUGUAAAAGUAAUUUCUUCCUUUAUAUUUUCUGUUUGUACUGUGUGCCAUCUGUUUCUUUUGAUGAAGUUCUGUAGCUUCCUUGGAAGUUUACUUUGGCU